Messenger RNA from Penicillium macrosclerotiorum, 2976 nucleotides. RefSeq names its product Mechanosensitive ion channel family. Lineage: Eukaryota; Fungi; Ascomycota; Eurotiomycetes; Eurotiales; Aspergillaceae. The record is from RefSeq and is a predicted model, not a curated record. The transcript has 3 exons. Gene Ontology annotation, biological process: calcium ion transmembrane transport; intracellular calcium ion homeostasis. Bases 1 to 2976 code for a protein of 991 amino acids. Gene Ontology annotation, molecular function: calcium channel activity; calcium ion binding. Gene Ontology annotation, cellular component: membrane.
AUGGUCUGUGCCGUAAAGCCCAGACUUGACCGCGACCCACCGCGGCCCACCGGGUUUCACGCGCAAGUCGACUUUGGCUCCUUUUUCUCAACCACCUGCAACGAGGAGAACGGAGGAUUGACCAUUGACCACGACCUCUCCGGGCCUCCAUCUCUGCUGGAAAAGCGUGCGGCGCACCAGAUCCUCCGCCCACCCCCACAUUCUUGCGAUCGGCCUGGCGCCACGAUGUCCAGCCCCGCGGACGAGCGCAAGGUCUUACACCUUCAGGAGCAGAGAGCGCAGAAGCAAUCGAACUCAGACGAGGUGACGCCCACCUCCGACGAUGACACCUUCGUGUCCGAACGUCACGGCGAGUCGGGCCAUCGCCUCAGAGUUGACACCUCUUACAAUGACGACAUGCCGCCCGCGAUGACCACGCCGUCGGCCCGUCGGGAACAAGCCACCCGCCUGGAGGACGAUCUGAUGCUGUUACAGGCCGAGCGUGUGGCAUCUCGAUCAACACAGGGCGAAGCAACUACUGAUGGCGAUCGGACUUCCAUCAGCCGGACGCGAUCGCGCCGCACUGAGAAUGUUGAUGAGUUUGACGUGGCGACAAACCCGCUACAUGAAAAGGCCGCAGUCUACACGCCUCCAGAAAACCCCAAUACUAAGCUCUCGGUAUUUAUCAAGAAGCUCCAUCAGUCCAGCUUCAUUGUCCGGUAUUUUACCUAUAUCGUGCCCGUGGUGCUGCUGCUGUUGAUCCCGCUGUUGAUCGGAGCUCUCAAGUACCCUAAUACCAGUAUCGUCGGAAAAUGCUUGCCCCCGGCCGUUAGCAUCGUCGCCAGCAUUUUUACCAACAACGCGAAGAAAUGGCGCGACAUGGCCAAGCAGCUCGAGAUUCAUGCUGCACUCUUCUUUUGGUGGCUUGGCGUGGAAAUUUCCUUCUUGCCAACCAUGAAAAACCAUCAUGUCGAUGGUGAUAAGGGAACCCGCAGCUGGGAAAGCACCCUGAACAAGAUCAUCAUCGUCAUUUUCGUGUGGACCAUCCUGAACUUGAUCGAGAAGAUCAUCAUCCAAUUGAUCGCCAUCAGCUUCCAUCUCCGCACCUAUGCCGACAGAAUCGAGAUCAACAAGUUCCAGAUCGGCAGCUUGACUAAGCUCUAUGACUGGUCGCGCAGCCGUAUCGAAGAAACUGACGAAGCUUUCGAGGAGAAGCAAGUGGACGAAACUCCUACGGGAACAAAGACCCCCCUACACUACGCCGGGAAAGCUGCUGGAAAGGCUCACCGAGUCGCUAAGGGCGCCCUUAAUAAAGCCGGUAAUAAGCUCACUGAUGUGGCUGGUGCUGUCGCGGCCGAUUUUACCGGUCGCAAGGCGGCCCACAGCAGCGAUCCAUACCAGGUCAUCCUCGCCCUGCUACGCACGACAUCUGGCUGCCAGGUUCUAGCCCGCCGUCUCUACCGUACUUUUGUCCGGGAUGGGUUCGAUACGGUUUUCUCGGGCGACCUCAAGGAAGCCUUUGACAACAGCGAGGAGGCUGAGGCUGCUUUUGCGAUGUUCGAUCGUGAUAUGAACGGAGAUAUCUCGAUGGAAGAGCUGGAAUCUGUUUGCGUGGACAUUGGUCGGGAGCGCAAGUCGAUCACAGCUUCUCUCAAGGAUCUAGACUCGGUCGUCUCCAAGUUGGAUGAUAUCUUCAUGUUCUUUGUCUUUGUUGUGGUGCUGAUUGUCUUCCUGUCACUGAUUUCUACUUCCGCCGCCGGUGUAUUGACUUCUGCUGGAUCCAGUAUCCUGGCUCUAUCCUGGCUAUUCUCCGCCACGGCCCAGGAACUUCUUCAGUCGAUCAUUUUCGUUUUUGUGAAGCACCCCUUCGAUGUUGGUGACCGUGUCACCAUCUAUGGUAACGCCGGUGAUGCUGGUCUCGGCGAUGACUACUUCGUUAAGGAGAUCACUCUCUUGUACACCGAAUUCAAGAAGAUGCAAGGUCAUGUGGUGCAGGCUCCCAACAGCUAUCUGAAUGGCCUUUUUAUUCUCAACCAACGUCGCUCCGGUGCUCUUGCCGAAGCUAUCCCCAUCAUCAUCAAGUAUGGCACCACUAUUGACCAAAUCGAUGCUCUUCGUCAGCGCCUGCUGGAGUUUGUGCGCAGUGAGAAGCGGGAUUUCCAGAGCAACAUCCUAACCGAAUUGCGUGCUGUAACUGAGAACUUCUCGCUUACUCUGAACGUCGUCUUCUUCUAUAAGUCCAACUGGCAGAACGAGGGUCUUCGUCUGCAACGCCGCAACAAGUUCAUUUGUAUGCUUAUGAUUGCUCUCCAAGAGAUUGGCAUCGAGGGCCCACGCAUGAACCUCCAGGGCGCGAAUGUGGACAUUCCCUUCCAUGUCAACUACGGCCAGCCCAUGAUGGCACCCACUCCCAAAGAAGAGUCUCGCGAAAUCGAGGAAGUGCCCAUCGGCGAAGACUCUGCAGGCCUUCACGAGAACACCGGUACAGCCACAGGAAAUGCUGCCCGACACCCAUCCAUUCUGCGCAAGGGCAUGAACACUGCCGCGGCGCGUGCUCGUGGCCAGUCCGCUUCGCGCAAACAUGUCGACUUUUCACUCGGCAUGUCCAAUAUGUCCGCCAGCGAUGUCAUGGGCGACGUCUUUGAGGAUCGAUCUGUGCGUGUCAACGAUGUCGUCCGCACUGCCAACCGAGAAACUCAGGAACGUCGUAUCCAGGAAGAAAUUGAAGAAGAAGAGGAACGCCGCAGUCACGGCUCUUCUUCACGUAUGUCCUCGCGACACCGCCGCCCGUCUAAUAUUAGCGCACCGUCCCAUGAAGGCCGUCCGUCCACGGAUGCCCUCAGCUUCCGCAGCGGUGCCUCAUCAACUCGCAACCGUUUCUUCCGUCACCGCAGCAGUGUCAGCCAUGACCAGGGCGACAUAAUGGAGCAGGGUCGCGUUGAUUCGCCGACUCCACCCCCGCCAGCGGUGAAUGCGCCCAAGGAGCACCCGUACUAA